CUCAGAACUCGAGCAUAGUGCUGACGACGUGUCUGAAAGACGAGUGGAAGACGAGAUAGGUCUGCUGCACACAGGAACUCCAGGCUCCUAUCACCGUCCUCCUAUACCACACCAAGUCCGACGCCCGAGGCUGUGUGUCAGACUACUCAUCCGCUGAGCACGCCUCGACAAGGUUGACAGACAUUCCUAGAAGACCUAUUUCUUGGUCUGUCCGCCAUGUCCUUUAGUGUCGAGAUUCGCGAGUCCCACGAGCUGAAUGCCUGGACUGGUUGGCCAUCCUCACGCGACGACGACGACUGGACUACAAUUGUAGUCAGUGAUAUUCCAAUGGACCCUUUGACACGAAACCACGCUUCGCCUACCUUCGCUCUACCAGGGCCUACUUAUACCGAUACAUUCCUCGCAGGACUGUUCCCUUCAACGGCUCCAUCAACAAUCGAUCCUUCUCCAGCGCAAGAGACGGCUGGGACUACAUUGUAUAAGUCAACGGGUCCACCAGAGCCUAACGAGACAAGCCCGAGUUCAUCGGGCACUGAUGGCUCCAGCACCGUGCCAUCGGGUGUUCCACUCUCGACUACAUUGCCUCAGAACGAGGACUCAUCGCAGCACUCAAAGGUCAUAAAGCACGUCGCCGCGGCUGUCAUCCCGCUCGCAUGUUUGGCUAUCCUCGGGGUAAUACUGUUCUUGUAUAUUCGGAGACGUCGGCGCCAAAAGCACCAGACUCUUGUGCAGAAGGAAAUGAAGAGGCACAGUCCCGACAAUUACUCGCCCGCGGCCGAGCAGCAAGCAUACUACCAUCAUCCAUCAGGCACGCCUCCGCCAGCACUCUCGCCAAUGCCACCCCAACCUGUCAUUCUUGGGCCGAUCGCUCCGAACUCAAAUGGAGCCUACUAUACGGGUAUCGAUACUUCUGAUGUGGUAUCGAUGCACGAGACUCAUCCACCUCCUCAGCCAACGGGGCUCGGCAAUCCAUUUGUUGACCCGCAACACGAAGAACCACCUCCGCCAUAUCGACCUCGUAGUUUAGCGCCACUCUCACGAAACACGAGCCUUCGAAGCCCGCCUCCUGCAGCUCUAUCUCAAACAAACCUAAUGGCUGCGCAGGAGCAAACUCGGUCGCCAUUCAGUGACCAUCACGACGACGAUAACAUCUCCGAGUUUUCGGCCACGGCACCACACUAUGGACGAAGAGCAGUAGACGAACUCUCUGUAGUUUCAGAUCUUUCUUACCAGCAGGACCCGGUCGUUAACAGACCUUCAGUAUGAUAGGGGUGCUUUUUUUCCUGUAGAAUAUGAUAUUACGCGAAAAGGACGUAUUUUUUAGCCUUAAUUUCUUCCCCGCAUGGCAGCUCGGCGUUGGUAAUGGAUGGAGUACUAGGG
Mytilinidion resinicola is the source of this 1380-nucleotide messenger RNA. RefSeq lists its product as uncharacterized. The transcript has a single exon. The coding region runs from base 217 to 1266 and encodes 349 amino acids. NCBI's taxonomy places the organism in Eukaryota, Fungi, Ascomycota, Dothideomycetes, Mytilinidiales, Mytilinidiaceae. The record is from RefSeq and is a predicted model, not a curated record.